AUGCUCUCGGCGGUACUUCACGUGGCGGAAGGGCUAGAGGCGAGGGCGGUGCCAGAGUUGCUGUUCGAGCGCGCGGAGGAGGCCCAAGCUGCGCGUCAACGAGGCGCUGGGGCCAUAGCGUUGGUGCAGAACCCCCUCAGCUCAGGUCGCACGAAACACAUCGACGUGAGAUUUCAUUUCAUCCGCGGAUUGUUUAUGUCGGGGGAUAUUUCGGUCAAGUUCGUUCCGACAACGGAGCAACACGCGGACCUCUUUACCAAGGCCCUUAGCAGGGGUAGUCUGCAGUACCACCGGCGCAAGUUGAUGAAAUUGCCAGAGUAGCUGUAGCAGCCCCUAGCACUUGGGAGAGGUCAUGUUUUCCAUGCGGGGAAAGGCGCAUAACUGUUGCGGUCUGUGUAACAAUGGCAGGAGUAGGGGGCGUUAGGAGACCAUCGUCCGGGGGAACGUAGUUCCUCGCGUUCUUGUCUUCGCCUUGGCCUUUCUAAUAAGUGCGGCCGUUGUGAUCCGCUGUGAUAGC
Molecule: messenger RNA, 517 nt
Organism: Ectocarpus sp. CCAP 1310/34
Lineage: Eukaryota; Phaeophyceae; Ectocarpales; Ectocarpaceae
Source: the annotation of a GenBank genome assembly